AUGCUACACCGCGAGGGUCUCAAGAAGCAAAAAAUCAAUGCAUACAAUGUGAUGUUGUUGUGUUUUAUCGGCUUUGGGUCGAUGACCUAUGGCUACACAGCCUCAAUUAUUGGCACAACUCUGGGUCAACCAUCCUUCAUCGAAUAUUUCGCCCUGGCUACUAGAAGCAAUGGGACCGACUUGCUAAGUACUAUGAAUGGCCUGUUCCAGACCGGUGGCACUCUGGGUACUCUGAUGCUUCCCUACGUCGCCGACCGCUGGGGUCGGAAAUGGGCAAUCGCGCCGGCGAUCAUUGCCCUUGUUUCGGGAGCCUUCUUAGCGGGCGGCACUAAUAUCGGCGAGUUCUUGCUCUUUCGCUUCUUCGCGGGAGCCGCGGCGUUCAUGAUCCUCGCUGCUGUUCCGAUUUGGAUGUCUGAAGUUGUGCCCGUCGAUUUGAGAGGAGCACUGGUCGACCUUCAUGCCGUUUUUCUUAUCCUCGGUUAUACCAUUCAAGGAUGGGUUGGCUUUGGAUUCUAUUUCUGGGACGGAGGUUCGGCUACGUGGAGACCCCCUCUCGCUCUUCAAUGCGCUUGGCCUCUCUUCCUCCUCUGUGGCAUCUAUUGGGUCCCAGAAUCGCCUCGCUGGUUGAUCAUGAAGGGCCGCAUCGAGGAAGCGAAGCAGAUUCUCUUCAAGUUGCACUCUGAUCCAAGCGACCCGGACAAUGAGUUCGCCAAUGCCGAAUAUUAUCAGAUCCAAAAACAAAUUGCCAUUGAUAAGACUCUGGGUAACACGUGGAUGCACAUGAUCAAGAAGCCGUCCUAUAGAAAACGAUGCUUACUUGCAAUGGGAACGACAUUCAUUAUUCAAUGCUCUGGAGUGUUGGUCAUCAACAAUUAUGGGCCGACUUUAUAUGCGAAUCUUGGAUUCAGCCCCGUCAAACAACUUCUCUAUCCAGCGGCAUGGCUCACUCUCACCCUGGGAAUUAACAUUAUGGCCAUGGCAACAGUCGAUCUAUUCCCAAGAAAUCGGUAUAUGGCAUUCGGCGUGUUAGGAUGUAUGGCCACUCUCAUCAUCGAGGCGGCACUGGUUGCAGAAUUCGUGCCUUCCGACAAUCAUUCAGCUCUCCUUGCGGCUGUGGCGAUGCUUUUCAUCUACCAGAUCUUCUACGGGUUCUGUCUUGACGGCACACAAUUUAGUUACCUUAAUGAGCUGUUCCCUAGCCAUAUCAGAGCCAAAGGUGUCUGUCUGGGAGUCGCCAUGAUUUCUCUCACAAAUACUAUGUGGCUCCAAGCAGCACCAACUGCCUUCAAAAAUAUUGGUUGGAAGUUCUACCUCGUAUUCAUUAUCCCUGGAACCAUUGGUGGAUUGAUCAUGCUGUUCUUCUUUCCCGAUACCAAGGGCGUGCCUCUUGAAGAAAUUGCUGCAAUCUUUGGUGACGCCGACGAGGUUGCCAUCUAUCUACACGAUAUUGAAAUCGAUCACACCACACACAACAUCAUAACUCACGAGCACGACAUAGGAAAGGCCAUCACACCCGUCGUCAACGAGAAUGUCGGAGCCACCAAGGAAUGCGACGAGAGUGUCUAA
This is a messenger RNA of Rhinocladiella mackenziei CBS 650.93, 1566 nucleotides long. RefSeq lists its product as uncharacterized. The transcript has 8 exons. NCBI's taxonomy places the organism in Eukaryota, Fungi, Ascomycota, Eurotiomycetes, Chaetothyriales, Herpotrichiellaceae. The coding region runs from base 1 to 1566 and encodes 521 amino acids. Gene Ontology annotation, molecular function: carbohydrate:proton symporter activity. Gene Ontology annotation, cellular component: membrane. The record is from RefSeq and is a predicted model, not a curated record. Gene Ontology annotation, biological process: transmembrane transport; carbohydrate transport.